Messenger RNA from Chara braunii, 2594 nucleotides. NCBI's taxonomy places the organism in Eukaryota, Viridiplantae, Streptophyta, Charophyceae, Charales, Characeae. The record is from the annotation of a GenBank genome assembly.
CCGUCAAAUAUUUCGUUCGCAGCGUGAUUGAUGUCCACAGAGGGGGGAGGACCGAUUUCUGUGGGUUCGCGAAAAAAAGGCCUGUCGUUGUUGGGUGUUUGCGUGGGUGUACCUCUCUCACUCAGUACGGUUGACGUCAACGAAAAAGCGGCCUGAGAUGUGAGGCUUUAGCACGUCCACGUGGCACGCAGCGUGAUGUGGUACGGGCUUGGUUUGACGGGCGUGACAUCCAGCGCAGCAUGUACUUGGUGUGACGGGCGUGAGGGAACCGUGCAUGAAUGUGACCGGGUUAACAGCCAAGUGCAUGCAGUUCGUCCGCAUUCGUCUGCCAGGUGACUGUGGCCACAAACGUGAGUUGCAAGCACCGUUCGCGCGAAAUUUCAAGUUCGUUAGUUGACACGUGGCACUUGCGCGCAGGAGCCACGUGACACGUGGCACUUGCGCACAAGCAUCCACGUCACGAGGACGGCAACGAUUCGUGGUCUGAGGGGCGUUUCACACUAGGACUUUUUCCACUCCUCUGUGGACGUAAUUGCAGUCAGGUGCAUCUAGGCCGGGUCGGAAAAGCGGUCAUAUGCAUCCAGAAAAGUCCUAGUGUGAUCAUGCACUGAGAACGACAAAUCCGGCCUUCCUAGCAAUUGAGACGAGAUGUUGUGUGACACGGUGUGACGUGGUGCGACACGCUGUGACGUGCUGCGACCUGUCGUGACGUGACGUAGAGGUGGCAGCUGUUUCCAUGAUUUUCAGCCACUCCUGGGAAAGAAGUUACUGGAGGUAGACACUACUUCUGUCCAGUUCCGAUUUUUCAUUUUUGCCUUCUGGAAGGAACGUACAAAAGUGAGGGUCAACAACAAAAGUCCGAAAAGUUCGGCGAAAACACAAUACCUGGCAAACUUCUGUCGCAAAUAUUUCGUUUUCCAAAUCCAAAAGCUGAGAUCAACACGAACAGAGCAAAACGUCUUUCAAGUUUCAAGUCUUUUUUUUUUUUAAAUCAAUUGUACGGGCGGUGGCCACAAUGGCGAUGCACGUCGUCGCAAAGAUCUGCUGCACAUCAGACACAGCUCUGCCACUGCUUCAUAUGCGGCAAUGUCUACAUAAUCACUCAAGUGACGUGUUCGAAAAGGCCCUCGCUUCUUCAGGAAGACGAUACCAUGUGUUCCCACCGAGAGGAAGGAAACAGGCCUCAAGUUCUCUGCAGCUUGCAAUGGCCACAGCAAAAGUACGGCAUGUCGACGCACGCACAGAACGUUGCACCUCCCUUAAAAUCAUUGUGCUGCCGCUAACCGUGGUGAAAGCUGCAAAAGCGCAGAGCAGACUCGCAUUCGGCAGACGACGAACAUUUGUAACAAACAUAAAGUGCGAUGCAAUGUGUGACAAAAGACGGAGUCGAGGACCGAUGCAACGAACCACAGACCCACGGAUGCCGCAUACAUUGCAAACGUCCUUUCCGCCAGGUGCUUUUCUUCAUCCGAAACAACUGCUUUCGCUUCAAGCUGUUGUUUCUGAUACCAUGUAUGAAUCACCGGAGCUAGCGAGCAAGCAGAAGGUCGAGGAGCUGAUCGAAUUUCUGAAGGAGGAUUCGAAACAUCUGUUCGACGACCAGGGCAUCGAUCGUUCGCGAUACGAGGAGAGCAUUUCUUUUGUCGAUCCGAUAACCCGGUACAGCUCUUUAUCAGGAUAUCUUUUCAACAUCGCCGUGCUGCGAAGGUUGUUCAACCCCGAUCUUGUCGUCUUGGGUUUCGGCCAGACCGACGAGUGGGAGAUCACCGCGAGAUGGACGAUGAAAAUGACAUUCGCUUUGCUUCCUUGGAGACCAGUUGUCGUCUUCACCGGGAGGUCGAUAUACAACAUCAACCCCGUUUCCGGAAAGUUCUGCGGUCACAGGGAUGUCUGGGACUCGAUCAGCAACCAGGAGUACUUUUCGAUCGAAGGCGUCCAAGAUGUAGUUGGGCAGAUGUUGAAGAUUUACCUCAUUCCCGAGGCGAAGGCGGCGGCUUCUUACAUGGUCGUAAAGAGAGCAGCGAAGUACGAGGUGAGGGAGUACGCUCCGACAGUUAUGCUGGAAGGGGUACUUGCUGCCGGGGAGGGGAUCGCUGGGAGCCAGGGGUACCAGAGUAUCCGCGACUACUUUCAAGGAGUAAACCAAAGUGGCAUGAAGUUCGAACCCACAGUGCCGAUAUUAUCGUUUCGAAAGACGAAUAGUAUUGCUGCGGCCGCCGCCGAAGGAGCAAAUUACUCUUCCAACACCAUUGUUCAAGUCCCACUGAGUGGCAAACAGCAGCAAUCGGAGACGUUUCCGGAGGCAACAAGUGUAGGUAGCAGAUUGGUUGACGGACAAGGAGGCGUUUAUGCGGUCCUCGAGUUCAGUGGCGCAGCCACAGAUGGGCUGUUUUACCAGAAGGAGACAGAAUUGCGUCAAGCGCUGUUGAAGGAUCGUCUCUCUCCUCUGGACCGGGCCAUCCUUGCAAGAUACUAUGAUCCGGACUCUGUUCCCUUCCUUGCUAAGAAUGAGGUCCUAAUCCCUCUGGAAAAUUUUGCACUGAAUGUUCAAAGCUAAACUGAUGCCAAAAAAUUGAAGCAUUUUCAACCCUCUC